Molecule: messenger RNA, 7147 nt
Organism: Poecilia reticulata (guppy)
Lineage: Eukaryota; Metazoa; Chordata; Actinopteri; Cyprinodontiformes; Poeciliidae
Gene: kntc1
Product: kinetochore associated 1
Biological process (GO): mitotic spindle assembly checkpoint signaling; protein localization to kinetochore involved in kinetochore assembly; mitotic sister chromatid segregation
Cellular component (GO): kinetochore microtubule; RZZ complex; cytoplasm
Molecular function (GO): small GTPase binding
Source: RefSeq, a predicted model, not a curated record
GAAUGUAUGCAUUAAAUAAAUUUAAAAUUAAAGUCUGUGUCGUUGUGUGGACAUUGAACGUAUAUCAUUAUUAAAUAAGCAUUGCUUUUCGUGAGCUGUUUGAGAAGAUGCACCUGGAAGACAAAACGCAGGGUCAAAAAACAAAAGUGACUCCUAACGACUACACACCGACCCGCCAAAUUCUAAAGCUAAUGUUGUGGACUCGCGUUGAUGCUGUAUUUUAGCCUUAGAGAUAACACGUACAGCGAUCAUUCGCCGCUAACGUCAACAUAUCCCAUCGGAUAAAAGACGACAGCUUUGAUAUGAACGCCUGCUCUUAAUCGGUUUCAAAGUUUAUCACUGAGGUUUGUUUCAUCGUAAAGUUUUAAGAAAUGGCGACGUGGAGUGACGUUGAGCUCCUGACCAACGAGGACACAAACACAGUCCGCCUGGACAGUGUGUCAGGAGAGGAACAUGGAAGCGGCUUGUAUCAGGUUGACACUUUGGUCAAAAUCUCCUCCUCCGAUAAGGUUCCUGCAGACCCCAAGCUUUUGUCCUUUGGUGCUUCCAAUUGGAGUAUUGUUGUCAUUGACAAGACGGUGAUUCUAUUUGAUCAGAGCUAUCAGACCAUUCUUCUUCUUCUCCACUUUGAAACGGAUGUGGAUACCAUUGAUGUUUGCCUUGAUGGACGAUUUUUGGUGGUCUGUGAAAGAAAUGGAAACCUUCAUUUGAUCUAUGUACCACACAAAAGAAUCCUCUUUACCAGAGCUUUGGUUCAAAAACCAUCCAGUGAAGACAAGAAAACCUACCGCUAUCUCAUCCUAAAUGAGGACCAGACAUCUUCUGGGAUGUACCAUGUCUUUCUUCUUAUUAAGGAUGGGUUUUUCCACAUUUCAAACCUCGCUUUGACAAAGAUCGAGACAGCAUGUAAAAGUAUGGACGUCGGAGCUUUGAAAGAGCUCCAGAGUCUCAUCAGGGUAGACUUUUGCUCUACUGAAGAUUACCACGAUGAAGGCUGCAGUACAGCAGUGAUCUUCAGUCUUGGCCUUGAAAUCAAUCUAAUUAUUGGGGGGGACAAAGAAAAUAUUGUGACUCACUGGAAGAUGGAUCCUGUUCAGGGAAAGAUGUGCUUUGCUCAGUCCAUCAACAACAGCCUAAUUCCUGGUGUGAGAAAGCUGGUAGUGAUGGAAAAUCUGUUGUAUAUUUUGGACUCCGAGGAUGUUCUGAGCGUUUGGGACCUGCAUUUUCUUGUCAUGAUUCGCUGCUGGCCAGAGCUGGCCAUUCACGACUUUGAACUAACCACGGAGUGUGGCUCUGCCUCCAUGGUGAUCCAAGACAAGAGCAGCAUGAAGAUGAUUACUCUGACGAAGCAAGACAACAGUCAGAUUAGCUCCCUUCAAAUCAGAUGUCUGCCCUCCAUGAGUGUUUCCUACUCUCUUGACGUCUCCUCUGUGUCCUGUCUUGUCCAGAUGAAAACAAACAUGGAUACUAUUUAUUUGGUCGAGGGGAUUUGUGAGAACCCGGAAAGCCGAGGAGAGGCUGUAGCAUCUGUUGUUGUCAGAUGUUUCACUGAGGCUUUACCCGAGAACAGACUGAGCAGGCUUUUGCACAAACACAUGUUUGAGGAGGCUGAAAAGUUUGCAAUUACAUUUGAUCUUGAUUUGGAGCUUGUGUACAAAGUGAAGCUUGACUUUGUGCUGGAGCAGUUGGCCUCGGCGUCAGUGGGUGGAUACGGACAGGAAGUCUGGUCCGAACUCGUAGAUGAGGCCAAGACAAACCUGAUGAAAAUCACAGAUGAGCAGUAUGUGGUGGACUAUUGCCUCAAAGCUCCGUGGCCGACCUUUGACACCGCAGAGAAGAUGCUAAACCACGCUGCCUCUCGAUACGCCUCCUUACAGAUCCAAGAGGCCUUGGCUCGACUGGCAACGUUCUGCAGCCUCCAUGGAGUGGAAAACUUCAAUGGGAUCGCAUGGAUUGAGUUUCUGAACAGCACCGACAUUCUGGGAGACGUUCUGACCCACCUGAGAGAGGGAGACAUGAGGGGCGCACAGCUCCUGUGGCUGAGAUACGAGGGACAGAUCGCUCUGGAGUUUGAGGAGAAGAGUCUAGAAGCAGUUCUCUGUGCCAUCCCAGAGGACCUGCCAUCCCAAGACCUCUGUCCUUGGUUUAGGACAGUUUUUGUCCCUUUUGUGAGGAGAGUCCUUCCGAGAGGACAGAGAAUCCUGGCUAAAUGGCUCGAGCUGAAAGCAAGAAAUCUGGAGUUAACUGAAAAGGGGUCUUGGCCUCAGAAUGGGCUGGAUUUGGCCAUUAUUGGGCUUCCCUCUUUAUGGACCUGGAUGAAAUACAUUGAUGACAGUGAUUGUGCAAAUGAGCUGCAGAGCCUCAAAUCUCUUGUGUCCAACCUGCGUCAGCUGCUGGACCUUCACCAGAAGUACAGCUGCAGGCUGUCGCUCUCAGUCUUUGAAAAGGGAAGCAGGUUGAGUGUGGCGUUCUUCAUGCUGGACAAAGUUCCAGCUCCAGAGCUGAUUGCCGCCACAGUGGAAAGCAGCGUUCGGCCGUACGCCGAGGAGCACGCGCUUCCUUUUGACGAGUUACUGCUGCAGUACAUCAAGGAGCUGCUGCAACGCUGCAGUUCUCAGACCACAACCCUUUUCACUGGAUGGGAAGGCAAAGCAGUGGCUGUGCUCAGCUGCAUGACUGACACUGAUCUGAAGGUGGAUGCUGUAUUGGAGAUCAUGCAGAAAGCCGUGGUGCCCUGGAGCAACAUGGUGGAGAGGCUUGUGCAGCAAUACCUGGAGAUGGAUGGACCAAAACAGGAGCUUUUGAAGGAGAGCUACCGCCUGAUGGAGAUUCGGAAGCUUCUCCGUGGCUACGGCAUCCGCAAUUUCAACCUCUCCAACGGCACUCAAGUUCUGUCACUGAUUCGAUACAUCCUGAAGCAAGACUUGCCCAUGUCUUUAGAGGACUCCCUGACAUUAGCAGCAGCAUACAAGCUGCCGACAACACAGAUAAAUUACCUGUAUCUCACCCAGUUGAUAGGCCAAGGCAAGACCGAGGAAGUCCUGACUGUCCUCAAGAGGCUGUCUUCUGCAGAGGCGGAGUGUGUGAUUGAGCGUCUCACGUCGUGGGCUCGGCUGCAGCUGGAGGAUAAAGUCCACAUAUCUGAUGAGCACAAGAAACACCAGAUGGCCGUAGCUCAGGUGAUGGUGGAGGCUCUAAAAUAUCAGCAUUUCAUUCAGAAACACAAUGCUCUUAAAAGCAUAGAGUGCGACUCCAACCUCAUCAUGUUCAAGGCGAUCUCACACCUGCAGGAGGAUUUUGAUGUUUUCUUCACCCCUUCCAACUACGAAGAUCCAAACAUCAGAAAGCAAAUCCAGGAUCAUCACAUCACGGCGUACGAAAACACGCGAGCUCGCCGCUCGUCAAAGGGGAAGGCUCUGUCGGCUCCGGUUGUGGCGAAUGAUCCCGACGGCAAGACCAAGACCAUCUCCACAGAAGCCGGGUUACGGCGGCUCGGGCGGCAGCUGCAGCGCACCGAACAGGAACUGUGGUCUGACCUCGGCCUGCGGGCGCUGAGGGUGGGGAAGGUGGAGAAGGCCCUGAAGAUCCUCAGUGAGUUGUAUGAGCACCACUCCAACAGCAACACGGGGAAGGUUUUGUUCACCGCUGCCAAGACGUUGUGCCAGAUGCUGCAGGCGGAUGUUCCCAUGGUGAUUCCUGAAGGCAUGGAUUUGCCUGCAGUCAUCCACAAUCUGGCCUGCCAAGCCAUCACUUUGUGCAACUCUGAUUUGCUGCUGGACUGCCUGGAGCUUUGCAAGUGCACACGGAUCGCCAUGGAUGUGUAUCAUCAGUGUCAACUGUCGGAUGACUACGGUUUCAUCGCCAAGGACUUGAGUUUGGAGGCGGGAAAAGAUUCAUACUCUCAGUGGAGCUUUCAGGAUGUUUUUAAUGAAGACUGCAUUGUUUUGGAUCCGGUGUCAGUUCUUCCUGUACAGUAUGAAAUCACCAACUGCCUGUUGCCUAUUCCCCAGGAUAUUAAACUAUUUCCGUUGGAUUGUUCCUGUCUGUCACAUUGCUCAUUUGAAGACGGUUCAAACUACCUGCAGACCCUCCUCGGCCCGCUGACCAGCAUGCUGCAGAUGCUGCAGGAGUGCAGUCAGCUGGAGUUGGCUCUCAGAGAGCUGGUCAACUCAUACGGUAGCUGUCUGCAGCAUGUCACCUCAAAUGUUAUGGACACAAAGCUAAGUGUGCAGCUUUAUGAUACCCACAACCUUAAGAAGUACAACGUGUGUCUGAACGAUGUCAGGAAAGCAACAGUAUCCACUCUGAACGCUGUGGCUGCCGGCCUUCUGAACAAGGUGUUCAACUGGAGAGUGGUUGAUUGUGAUUUGGCGAUUGGUCUUUGUACACUCCUACCCAAAGCAGAAGUCUUCAAAAUAUUGUGGAAAGUCAUUGACAACACCUGGCAAAACUAUGACAAAAUCCUGGCGGUGGCGAAGAUUGGGGCCGAUCUCUGUAGUUUAUACAAUGAACCAGAGGAGCAGAAGAAGUUUGUGUCAGUCAUCACCGACGCGGAGUGGGGAGUCAAGCUUGGAAAAUUAGAGAUCUCCAUCCAGCCGGUGUUUCGUCAGCGUCCGGAGUUGAAGAGCUGUCUGAUCCCCGAAAUGGUGAAGAACAGGAAGAUCACCCCCGACAUUAUCCUCCAGUAUUGCAGUACUUUUGGUCUGGACCGUGAUCGUGUGAUCAACCAGUACAUCACCACCUUGCUGCUGCUGCAAGAGGACGAAGGCGGCAGCGCAGCUGCAGCGGGUGCAUCGUGCUCCGGCCUGGAUGAGGAGCAGCCACUGUGUGAUGAAGAGGCUUUGGAACGGAUCCUGCAGAUCAUCCCCAUGCUGAGCAGCCCCAGCGAGCUCACCGCCAGUCUCUGCGCUGCCCUGUUUAAGCUCAGCCCGUACAACUACGAGCGGAUCGGAGUGGUGCUGAAGAUCAUACAGGUUGCAGAUGAGUAUGUGGCCGCCUUCUCCCUCAGUCAGGCGAUGGGCCUCCUUCAGCACCUGAAGUCCUACAAGAGAGUUUCUCCUCCCUCGGAUGUGGAGAACACGUAUCUUCUGGAAAACAGUCUCAUGCCGAACCCCUUGUCCAGUAGCAGGCUGCCUUUCCACCUGCUCAUGCAGACCAAACACUUCUGGAAAAUUAUCUCUCCUGAGCUGAAUGAGGAAACGUUCCCGACUCUUCUGCUGAUCAGCAAACUGAUGAAGGUGAGCCUCGAUAAGCUUUACAUGUCAGCAGCGAACCAUGUGUUUGAGAAGAAGAUGAAGCCUUUAAUCUUGGAGCAAAGGAAAAAUGUUCACGGACACGGCUACAGCAAGGAGACUUUGAAGGUGGCCAAGACCAUGAUGAAGUACAUUCAGUGCAUCCAGAGCCUGGAGUGGGCUGCAGCCACGGCACAUAAGAUCACACAGGAACUGCCACCAGGCUUGGAGAAGACGCAGUCUCUUCGGUACUGCUUGGGUCUUGGAGAAGCGUGGCUCAAAGAUCCAAAUCUAGAGGAAGCUGCCCGGGCCCGAGGGGAGACCUUCCUGUCGAAGCUGAAGCUGCAGUUUCAGCGUUCUGCCACGGAGAACAUGCUGAUCAGCAGUCAGCUGAGCAGCCCAGAGCUCCUGAAGCUGAGCGGCCUGCCUGCCCGGCUCAUCAUGGCCCUGUACGAACACAGCAGCGUGGAGCAGCGCUACAGAGAGAUGGGAGGUCAAACCUUUCCCGAUAUACAUGCUGCCGUGAGGGAAAUCGCCACAAUCAACAAUGUGGAUCUUGGGAAAAUCUGCAACAUGCUCUUUGAAAAAUGGAUCUGCAAAACAGGCCCAGCUGUUACCAAGGAAAUGGGAAAUCAGGAUUGUGUGACCAACAUUGAGGAGGAUCCAGACUUAUUGAGGGCGGUGCACAUGCUGCAGUCCUACCCCAUGGACGACGCGAUCCGUCUGCUCAGUCCUAUUCUUUUUGCUGAAACCUGGCCUCUCAGCUCUUCUGGGCCUCGUCUGACUUUCUGCCACCGAACUCGAGUUCUGCUCUGCCUCAUCCGCCUCGCUGACGCAGAGACUCUGGAGGCUCAGCUGCAGAUCCCGAGGAGCAAAUUUAAGUGUUAUCUGAAGUCUUACAUCUUCGUGUCUCAGCUGGAGGCAUUAAAUAUCCCCUACACCGUUCAGUCCUUCCUCAGCAGCCCGAAGGACGGCUUAGUUAAAGGCCUGUGGAAGAACCACAGUCAUGAGCCACAGGCUGUACGUCUGGUAGCCGACCUGUGUCUGGAGUACCAGGUGUACGACCCCCAGCUGUGGAACAGUCUGCUUCAGAAGCUGCUGGGCUUCAAUUUGAUCGGUCACCUCCAGACGGUGCUGGAAGCGAUUGUGGCUGUGCCAGCUUUAUGGGAGAUUUCCAGUUUCUCCAGGACUUGGAGGAGUAUGAUCCUGGCACCGUUUGUCUCAGCUUCGGUUCCUUUGAGCCCCGACCAGCAAGUGAUGCUCUACAGGACUUUUGUUCUCCUGCUCAAGUGUCCCUUCCUCUUGAAUCUGGACUUGAUAGGAAUCGCAAACCGGUUUGCCCAGUUCAAUCUUCACGCCUUCGCUCUGGGAACUCUGCUUCUCAUCCCCUGUGCAAAUAAAAAGACACAGCAGAUCCAGGGGUUUCUGUCCAUGUGCAACCCAGUGGCCAUCCUUGAGCAGGUGGAUGAGUUCAUGAACACGGGCGAAUUGGCUGGAAUCCCUUCACAGAUCAGGGAGACCGUCUUACAGUUCAUCAGCCAAAAUGGACAGCACCAGAAAGUGAUGAAAACCAAACACUUCGCCCAGCUGAAGCAGCUCGUUGUGUCCAGUGGCCAACCGAACCAGCUGAAGGAGUUGGUGGAGUGUCUGAUCAGCCAGAACUGUCAGGAUGACGCCGAUUCGCUCACUCGUGAGUAUCUGAAGCACAGAGAGGAGCAGCAGGGGAAAAGGCUGUCCAACGGCUGCCUCAAGGAUUUUCUCAGCACGACCAAUGUAGUGUCUGGAUAAGGCAACGUUGUUUUUACUCUUUAUAUUUAUACAUUYUGUCUCCGUCUUCUUCAGGCUGACUUGCAGCAUUUGCACUCACUUGUCUUUAACUUGUUCAUGUAGCUUUSAAUAAACUUAUCGUUCUUAAA